AUGCCUUCGCUCAUCUCUACGCUGGCGUCGACGACAAAAUCUAAGCUGCUCUUCAGAAAGCCGAGAUGGGUGAGUAAUCGGGCUGUGGCGGUUGAAUGUGGAGAUUCAACGGACCAAAGCUUAAUUGGUGGAGGAAGUUCCGAAGCUGCCGAAACUGGGUCAAGAAAAGAUUGCGUUCAUCCUCCGUUCGAGGACAUCGAUAGCCAGUUUCCGAAACUGCGUCUUCUUGUUCCCGUAAAAGUUUCACUAAGUUCUGUGUUUAACAACAAGGAAAACACCAAGAAAAUCAUGGAGGAAUUUGUGAACGAAGUGUUGGAGAGAGCUUUUAGUGAUAUAGUUCCAAUAUAUCCAUAUUUGGCUUUCAUUCCACAACCUAUUGUUUCCCAGCAACCCUUGUUGCAUUUGAUGAAUGGUCUAAUAGUGCAACAAGGGUUUCAAAAUUCACUUAAUUUGUGCGUUGAUCCUAAUGUUGUUGAGGCUCAACCUUCGUUGCCAGCCCAAGAAGCAUGUGAUGAAAGACCUGAUCGGCACCAGCCUAAUGCUGAAAGGAAUGAAAGAACUUUGUUCUUGACCUUCUCAAGGGGCCAUCCUGUUUCAGAAGAAGAACUCAGAGGCUUCUUUACAAGGAAAUUUGGAGAGUGUAUAGAAGCAAUAUGUAUGGGAGCAGAGGAGGGAAAUUCGCAGCCACUGUUUGCUCGUGCUGUUGUUAAAUCUUCCUCAGAUAUCACAAAAAUUCUUGUUGGCGUAGACGACAGCGGCAAAGCCAAAUUCUCAAUUCAUGGGAAAGAUGUUAUCGUGAGACGCUUCUUUCCAAGACAAAACAAGUAG
Molecule: messenger RNA, 828 nt
Organism: Prunus persica (peach)
Lineage: Eukaryota; Viridiplantae; Streptophyta; Magnoliopsida; Rosales; Rosaceae
Exons: 4
Coding region: 1-828 (275 amino acids)
Source: RefSeq, a predicted model, not a curated record